This is a messenger RNA of Galendromus occidentalis (western predatory mite), 890 nucleotides long. RefSeq lists its product as uncharacterized. The record is from RefSeq and is a predicted model, not a curated record. The coding region runs from base 67 to 435 and encodes 122 amino acids. The transcript is spliced from 5 exons. NCBI's taxonomy places the organism in Eukaryota, Metazoa, Arthropoda, Arachnida, Mesostigmata, Phytoseiidae.
GCGGGGCUCUACAUAGGCACAGACUAUUCCACUCCAAACAGACGGCAACCCCCCAAGUCUCCGGAAAUGAAGACUGUGCCCCUGCAGAAGAUGUUGGAACAGAGCACGACCAUCUUGAUGCAAGCCGGUGACCGCCUGGCCUGCAUCAGAGCCCAGCUGGGGGCUGCGGAGAGCCGGAUGGAUGAGGAACUGGUCCUCGAGGCCGACCAGAGUAUCCGAGGCUUUGAGAGUGUCCUCCAGAAGGCAAACGAUCAAUUCAGAGAUCUAGCAACAGAAUUAGAAAGAUACAGUUUGAGGGAUGAAGAUAUCGAACGUCUCUUCGAAGAAGUGGAUAGUCUGUGCACAAUAUACAAGGCGAAGAUGCUCGAGCUGACUCUCGUUUCCGAUCAACUGAGAUCUCAUUAUAGAAGGAUGAGGAGAAGCAAAACUAUUUGAGCCGAAUGGAAUCGAAACACCCUCGGAGGAGCCCCAGAACGUUCUACGUUCAGAGUGGAAGCCUGUUUAUCUCUUCACUCGCGACAUCAGCUCUUCACAAGCAAAUCACUGCAGCGACGCUACGCCUCGGAGAGAGCAAAACGAUCUGCGCGUCCUACCCGGAGCUCCGGGCUAUUCGGGAAAAAAUCGACGGACUUGGCUCGAAAGCCUCUUACACGGAGACGAUCAAGGACCCUGGCUGGCAAUGGGAAACCCGCUUAGCGCGAGUCGAUAACCAGCCAUACUGCACUCCGCUGGACCUUCACCAAAGGACAUUUUUAUCCUCACGGACUUUGAAAUAGUCGACCGAGGGAUUCCGCCCUCAGGACAAAGUUUCAACAAUGACUCGAACAAUGUUCUUAUUUUAUAGGAGACUUCUCAGAAGAGAACUUUUAUGACUCUCAAUGAAAAUUUAU